This is a messenger RNA of Sarcophilus harrisii (Tasmanian devil), 2836 nucleotides long. It is a transcript of the gene PKD2L1, whose product is annotated as polycystin 2 like 1, transient receptor potential cation channel. Bases 76 to 2562 code for a protein of 828 amino acids. The record is from RefSeq and is a predicted model, not a curated record. Gene Ontology annotation, molecular function: calcium-activated potassium channel activity; muscle alpha-actinin binding; calcium ion binding. The transcript is spliced from 15 exons. Gene Ontology annotation, biological process: detection of mechanical stimulus; potassium ion transmembrane transport. Gene Ontology annotation, cellular component: membrane. NCBI's taxonomy places the organism in Eukaryota, Metazoa, Chordata, Mammalia, Dasyuromorphia, Dasyuridae.
UUCUCUCUCUGCAGGUGGGGUCCAAACAGGUGAGGUUGAAACUUCUCUCUGACCUUUGGCAUUACAUCUUUAGUCAUGUGUUCUGUGGGAAACUCCAGCUGUAACCCUGAGGGUCAGGAGUUGCAGGGAUUGGGGCCAAGAGCCUGGGACAACCCGGCUUACAGUGGGCCCCCCUCACCACCUGCAACCCUGAAGAUCUGCACCAUCUCUGGUCCUCUACCAAGCCAGCCUGGGAAGAAGCCCAAAGGUGGGCCCUUCAAGAGGGCACCUCAAGCAUCAGGCAUGGACUGCUGUCGCCACAUGUGUUUCCACAUCUGUCGUGGCAUCCGAGGACUUUGGGGUACAACACUAACAGAGAACAUGGCGGAAAACAGAGAACUUUAUGUCAAGACCACUCUGAGAGAGCUGCUGGUAUAUGUGGUGUUUCUAGUGGAUAUCUGCCUAUUGACUUACGGAAUGACCAGCUCCAGUGCUUAUUACUACACCAAAGUGAUGUCAGAACUCUUCUUAGAAACCCCAUCUGCUACUGGAGUCUCCUUCCAGACCAUCAGCAGCAUGAAAGACUUCUGGAGCUUUGCCCAGGGCCCACUGCUUGACAGUCUCUAUUGGAACAAGUGGUAUAAUAACCAGAGCCUGAGCGAGAGCACACACUCAUUCAUCUACUAUGAGAACCUUCUCCUGGGUGUCCCAAGAUUGCGGCAGCUCAAAGUGAGGAAUGACUCAUGUGCUGUUCAUGAAGAUUUCCGAGAGGACAUCUUGGGCUGUUAUGAUGUCUACUCCCCAGACAAGGAGGAGAGGCUCCCCUUUGGACCCCUCAAUGGCACUGCGUGGACAUACCAUUCAGAGGACGAACUGGGGGGCUCUUCUCAUUGGGGCCAGCUUACGAGCUACAGCGGUGGUGGCUAUUACAUGGAUCUACCAGGACCCCGGGAAGUUAGCGCCAACAUACUGCGUGGUCUGAAAGAUGGGCUGUGGCUGGACCGGGGUACCCGCGUUGUCUUCAUUGACUUCUCUGUCUAUAAUGCCAACAUCAACCUCUUCUGUGUGCUGAGGCUAGUGGUGGAGUUCCCAGCCACAGGUGGGGCUGUUCCAUCCUGGCAAAUCCGCACUGUAAAGCUGAUCCGUUACGUGAGCUCCUGGGACUUUUUCAUUGUGGGAUGUGAGAUCCUCUUCUGCGUUUUCAUCUUUUACUAUGUGGUAGAGGAAGCAUUGGAGUUGAAGAUUCACAAGCUCCGUUAUCUAAGCAGUGUUUGGAAUAUCCUGGACAUGGUGGUCAUCCUGCUCUCCAUUAUGGCCGUGGGCUUCCAUGUGUUCCGUACCCUAGAAGUGAAUCGCCUUAUGGGGCACCUCCUACAGCGGCCCAGUGAUUAUGCUGACUUCGAGUUCCUGGCUUUCUGGCAGACACAGUACAACAAUAUGAAUGCUGUCAACCUUUUCUUUGCUUGGAUCAAGAUUUUCAAGUACAUCAGUUUCAAUAAGACGAUGACGCAGCUCUCAAGCACACUUGCCCGCUGUGCCAAGGACAUUCUAGGCUUUGCCGUCAUGUUCUUCAUUGUGUUCUUUGCUUACGCCCAGCUGGGCUUCCUGCUCUUUGGGACCCAAGUGGAAAACUUCAGCACUUUUGUCAAGUGCAUCUUCACUCAGUUCCGGAUCAUCCUGGGAGACUUUGACUACAACGCCAUCGACAAGGCCAACCGGGUGCUGGGCCCGGCCUACUUCGUCACCUACGUCUUCUUCGUGUUCUUCGUGCUCCUGAACAUGUUCCUGGCCAUCAUCAAUGACACGUACUCGGAGGUGAAGGAGGAGCUGGCUGGACAUAAGGAUGAGCUGCAGCUCUCGGACCUCCUCAAACAGGGCUACAAGAAGACUCUGCUGAGGCUGCGGCUGAAGAAGGAGCGGGUGUCUGAUGUGCAGAGGGCUCUGCGGGCUGGGGAGCCGGGCCUCCAGUUCCAGGAGUUCACCAACACCCUGAGGGAACUGGGACAUGCUGAGCAUGAAAUCACAUCUGCAUUCACCAGGUUUGACCGAGAUGGCAAUCGUGUGCUUGAUGAAGAGGAGCAGGAGAAGAUGCACCAGGAUCUGGAGGAGAAGCGGGUGGCUCUCAGCACUGAGAUCCAGACCUUGGGCCAGUCCCUUAGAGGAAGCCAGAAGGAUGAGAGGGGAAGCCUCUGGGUGUCCGGAGAGGAGUUCCUCAGGUACGGGCACCUCUGCUCAGGGGGGAGGGAUGCACUUAAGAACCGGGUCCUGCAGAUUGAAAAUGUCUUGGGAAGCAUCAUGUCCCAGGUGGACGCUGCUGGUUUAAAGGUGAAGGCUCAGGAGAGGAAGGAGCCAUAUCCUUCCCCUUCUGGCACAGGAGAACAGUCUGUCUGGGAGCAGCUUCAGUCACCCCCAGUGUUGACCCUGUCCCCAACUUUGACCUUGACUCCAGGGCUAGGCCCCUGGGAAACCCAGGAUGGGGAGAACAUUGGAGAGAUGGGGACCUCAGAGAAACUGUCUCCACCCCAGGCCCCUCUGCAAAUGAUCUUCUCAGAGGACCACUCUCAAGACACUAUCCGUUUCUAAUGUAAUUUUCUCAUCCCUAUUCAUGAAUGAUCUCUCCUUGGGCCUGUGUGUGUGUGUGUGUGUGUGUGUGUAGUGUCUUGUGUCUAUAGGUAACAGUGUUCCAUGUAAGUCUGACUCUUGUCUCCAUGUUUCCAUGUAUAACCAUGAGGCAGGAGCCACCCCACUAUAACUCCUGUGCUUUGUUCCUGAUCCUAAGCUGAUUGUAUGGUUCAUGUCUUGGAAAAGAUCUUCUAUUCUCUUUAGCAGAAAAAGAAUCAAUAAAGUGUAUAAUAAA